Klebsormidium nitens is the source of this 2037-nucleotide messenger RNA. NCBI's taxonomy places the organism in Eukaryota, Viridiplantae, Streptophyta, Klebsormidiophyceae, Klebsormidiales, Klebsormidiaceae. The record is from the annotation of a GenBank genome assembly.
GCCAUUCCGCUCCUAAACAUGAGCAAGGAGGAAUUGCCAGAAGGUGUUUCUCACUCGAGCUUGCCCUGAGAUCAUCUUGCCAAUGCUUCUUUGCAUUGCCCUCAGAGACGGACGCCCAUGCUGAUCUUCUCCACAGGAUGCCCCCGCUUCGUUAAGGUGUCGGUCGCAUUGCAACUGUUGACAUCACUACUCAGCAUCGCUUCGAAGACACUUGCCUGUCCCGCAACUGGAUACUGCACCAUGGAGGCCGCUCCUGAAAGCAGGCACGUGGUCAUUGUUGGGGGGGGGCUGGCAGGGCUUACCGCCGCACUCGAGGUCGUCAAGAACAAGGGGCGUGUCACGAUCAUAGAAAAGUGUGCCAAGUUGGGGGGGAACUCUGCUAAAGCUAGCUCAGGCAUCAAUGGUGCCGAGACUGCCCCCCAGAAUGCGCUCGGCAUUCCAGACAGCACCGCCCUGUUCAAGGAGGAUACGCUGCGCUCGGGAAAGGGCCGCUGCGCAGCAGAGCUGGUCGACGUUCUGGUCAACAAGUCGGCGGGCGCAAUCGACGCCCUUCAGAGCCUGGGCAUCGACCUUAGCAACAUCGCACAAUGUGGCGGCCACUCUCGACCCCGCACCCACCGCGCGGCCGCCACCGCAAAAGCCACGAACAUCGGGGGGGUAAUCAUGCACACUCUCAUCGACCAUCUUCACUCCCUCCCCCCCUCCGCCGUCCAAGUCCUGACCAACACCCGGGCGCUCGAACUGCUCCAAGACUCCCGCACCGGGCGCGUGAAAGGCGUGCGGUGCAGGGUGGGGGACGGGUCGGGGGAGGGCGACCGGGCAGUGGAGGCAGACGCGGUGGUUCUGGCCACGGGGGGGUAUAGUGCGGAUCGGGAGGGGUUGCUACAGAAGCACGUUCCAGGGGUUUCCCGGCUCGCCACGACCAACGGCGCCUGGGCGACAGGGGACGGGGUUAAGCUCGGGUUAGCGAUCGGAGCCGGGUCAGUGGACCUGGACCAGGUGCAGUUGCAUCCCACGGGUUUAGUUGACCCGAAAGACCCCACUAACCCGACCAAGUUCCUGGCGCCCGAGGCGCUGCGCGCGAUCGGGGGCAUUCUGCUGAAUCAGAAGGGGGAGCGCUUCGUCGAUGAGCUGAGCACGCGGGAUGUGGUCGCGCAGGCAAUCUUGGAGCACUGUCAGCCGCUGCAACUAGAAGGCGCGACAAAACGAGCGGCGGAGGAGGCGACGCUCGCACCCGUUACCGCGUUUUUGGUGCUUAACGACGAGAGCGUCGAGCGGUUCGGGCGGUCGGUCGCGGAGUUCUACAUGAAGAUGGGCUUCAUGCAAAAGUUCGCCACGGAGGAAGAGCUGUGCGAUCAUUGGCGCCUCCCCGUGGCCCACGUGGCCCGGACGCUGGACGAGUACGGACGCGUCGAGCACGACGCGUUCGGAAAACCGUCGGCGCCCGUGCUCUUCCGCCUGGACCAGUCUUUAUACACGUGUCUAGUUACUCCGUCACUCCAUUACACGAUGGGCGGGCUGAAGAUCGACACCGGGGGGCGGGUGCUAACGCAAGCGGGUGACGUCAUUCCCGGGCUGUGGGCGGCCGGAGAGGUGACAGGUGGAGUCCAUGGCGCCAAUCGCUUAGCAGGCAAUUCGCUGCUGGAGUGCAUGGUAUUUGGAAAGCUGGUCGGAGAAGGGGCGUCAGAUCCAUCAGCAGAGCAGCAGCCCUCCCCCGUGCCGUCGAGUGAGCGUCAAACACAGUUUGCGUAACAGUAGUGUCCGUUUCGUUAGAAAACAGUUGAAGAGUUAUAAAGGUCUGGCUUCUCAUGACUAGAGUACUUCCAGGGACGUCAACACCCAUAACAGUUACCUGCCAUGGCAACGUCCGAAAUUGUCCAUUUAGCGAUCCGAACCACUACAAUAGACUGCACGUCCUCAUGGGCCAGACCAUGAUCCGACCUUGAGAGGUAGAAGAGUGUACAAACAGCCUGUACUCCGCGUCAGACGACGAGCUUGUUGAAUAUGCAAGCACACCUACAAUCGGAUUGUUUGUUG